AUGGCAGCACAACUGGACGCGUCCGACGCCGCGCUCGACGGCUUCGUGCCGUCGCUGGACCACGCGUCGUUCGCCGACUGGGACGCGGUCUACGAGCCGGCGGAGGACACCUUCCUCCUCCUCGACGCCCUCUUUGCCGAGCGGUCGUCCCUGCGGGCCCUGGGCGACGCGACCGUCGUCGAGGUCGGGCCCGGCAGCGGCGUCGUGUCGGCCUACGUCGCCGCGCUGCUCGCGGCGCAGGCGCCGCGCGUGGUCUGCGUCGACGUCAAUCCUCGGGCCUGCGCGCUGUCCGCGCGGACCGCGGCGGCGAACGGCGCGCGCGUCGACGUCGUCCGCGGCGACCUCGCGACGCGCGUACGGCGGCGUCCCUCGGCGGCGCGGAAGGCAUCACGCGGCGCCCGCAGGUGCCUCGCGCGCGGCUCCGUCGACGUCCUCGUAUUCAACCCGCCGUACGUGCCGACGCCGCGGGCCGAGGUCGGCGGCGCGGGCAUCGAGGCGAGCUGGGCCGGCGGCGACCGCGGCCGCGAGGUCCUCGACCGCCUCCUGCCGGACGUGACCCGCGCGCUCUCGCCGCGGGGCCGCUUCUACGUCGUCGUCGUCGAGGAGAACGACCCGGACGACAUCGCGCGCAUCCUCGCCGCGGACGGCCUCGAGCGGACCACGGUCGCCACGAAGCGCGCGCGUCCGCGGGCCCGCGCCGCGAGGGGCGCCGCGCAGGCAAUGACGGGGCCGCCCGCGCAGGCAACGAGCUCCUGUCGAUCCUGCGGUUCGCGCGGCCCGGCUCGUAAGCGCGCGGGUGCGCAUCCGGAAGGGCGCUGCGGGCGCGCGCGGCGAGCUGUGGCCGAAGCGUGUGGCAGAGGCUUAUGUGAGAGAGCUUGGCAAUCGCUUGUCUCCGCAACCAGCGUAGCGGGCGCGAUAUGCGGCGCGGCCCGGCGAAGGACGUCGAGGGCCAGACCGCCGCCGACGACGACGACAGCCAGGAGAAGAGCGACAAGAGCGAGAGCGCCUGCUUCCAGGUCGCCGUCGUCGCCUUCCUCGUCGUCAUGGUCGGCGCCGCGCUCUACGUGUCCCAGUCCGAGCCCCAGAGCCAGCAGCACGCGUGGCUGA
Aureococcus anophagefferens is the source of this 1107-nucleotide messenger RNA. It is a transcript of the gene MT4, whose product is annotated as N6-adenine specific methyltransferase-like protein, HemK. The record is from RefSeq and is a predicted model, not a curated record. Gene Ontology annotation, cellular component: eRF1 methyltransferase complex. Gene Ontology annotation, biological process: methylation. The transcript has 2 exons. Gene Ontology annotation, molecular function: nucleic acid binding; S-adenosylmethionine-dependent methyltransferase activity; protein methyltransferase activity. Bases 1 to 1107 code for a protein of 368 amino acids. Lineage: Eukaryota; Pelagophyceae; Pelagomonadales; Pelagomonadaceae.